This is a messenger RNA of Mycena citricolor, 3160 nucleotides long. The record is from the annotation of a GenBank genome assembly. NCBI's taxonomy places the organism in Eukaryota, Fungi, Basidiomycota, Agaricomycetes, Agaricales, Mycenaceae.
CCCAAAGACGCAGGCAAAACCGGACUCACAAGAGCAGAGGUCCUCAGACGAGUGAACGAAGAGUGUGUGAAGAACGGGUUGCCGCCCUUUUGGGAGGAGGUCGAGACCCAGAACCAAGACACGAGCCGAGAUGAAGCAACACUGGAGGCAACAGAGGAAGACACCGGGAAGGGCACCAAGACAACAAAGUGGAGGGUCUGCCACGCUUUCACGGCCCUCAACAAGGCGUCCCAAGUACCGCCGUUCCCACACGGGGACAUCGGAGCCAAGCAUCAAUUUGCAGCCGGACACCGCUGGGCAAGCGUGAUCGACCUCGCGUCUGGAUACUACGCGGUCCCCCUAGACGACGAGACGGUUCCCUAUACGGCAUUCUACGUCGAAGGAAGGGGAUAUUUCGUAUACCUGCGCAUGCCAUUCGGUCUCACAGGCGCUCCAACCACCUUCUGUGAGAUGGUAGCAGCCGCACUCGAGGACAUGAUUGGCCGGGAACUUGUCAAUUGGAUGGACGACAUCUGCCUACCAGGUGAUGUAUUCGAAGUCAAGUUAGCCAAUCUGAAGCGCUUCUUUACCAGAUGCCGCGAGAAACAGCUAUCACUGUCACCAUCCAAAACAAAGCUUUUCUUCACGGAGGUCUUGUUUGCGGGCGCGGUAGUUGGACCAGCGGGCUUGAAGCCGAACCUGGACAAGGUCGGUGCAGUGGUGGACUGGCCGGUGCCCGAGAAUGUGUCCGACCUCAUGGGCUUCCUCGGCAUUGCGGGCUACUUCAGGAAAAUGAUCCCAGCCUUCGCACGCAUUGCAGCCCCACUCACAGACCUCACGCGAAACGUGGAGGUAGCCCCACCAAGCUCAAACUGGCGUGUGCGGAAAGGCGACUACAAACGGGCCCUAAAGUCAGCGUCAAUAAGACACAAAUGGGGCGAUGCUCAACAACGUGCGUUUGUCACCCUCAAAUGCUUAUUAUCACAGGAACCGGUGUUGAAGACGCCCCAAUACGAUGGCCGGCCAUUCAAGAUCACGACAGAUGGCUCAGCAGAAGGCUUUGCGGGCUACUUGGCGCAGGAGUUCCCCCACACAGACAAGAACGGGAAGGAAUCAAAACGAUGGCACCCAAUAGCGUUUUGCUCCAAACGCACAUCGACGAGCGAAGCUAAACGAAUUUGAAAUGUACACCUACGGCUCCCCCAUCGAGAUCGAGACGGACUGCCAAGCCCUGCGCGACACGCUGAUGCGGGAGAAACUAAACUCCCACCAUAGCCGCUGGAAGGAGUCGAUCCUUGCGCGCAACAUCAUCGACAUUCGACACCGACCCGGCAUUGAGAACCCGGUGGCAGACGCGCUAAGCAGGAAGUGGGCGAACCGGGACCGCACAGAGCAGGACGGAUCAGCGUGGUCGGUCCUAGCAGACUGGGAAGCACCACGAGGGGUCAUAAGGGACGUGUUUACAGUGGCAGACACACACGCGGCGAGUCACCCUCUCCAAGCUCUGUUUGCUGACGACCUAUUCUUUGCCCCGGUAAUCGACUACCUGCUGGGGUAUACAGUCGGGGAUUCGAUUGCAGAGCGCAGAAGACUCGCGCACCGCGCGGAAGGGUUCAUGAUUGCAGAGGGUAAACUCUGGCGAGUCGCGGAUACGGCAGCGCGCCGAGUAGCACGGACGGAAUGCAUCCCCACAGCGCAGGGCUUUGAUCUAGCGAUGAAGGUCCAUGCGCAGAACGGGCACUUCAAUGUGGAGAGCACGAAGCUCAAGCUCUCAGACCGCUACUUCUGGCCGGGUAUGGACACAGACUGCCGGUCGGUAAUACUCGAAUGCCCGCGGUGCAAGAGCUUUGGGGCCCCGACUCGUAACUCACUGCUGCAACCGAUCCGCCGUACACUUCCAUUUGCCCUGAUUGCAGGCGACUAUCUCUCGUUACCGGACGGCAAGGGUGGAUUCAAGAACGUGGGUCUCUACGUGGAUGUGUUCUCCCACUUUGUGUGGGGGACGAAACUGAAGUCGGCGGGCACCGCAAAAACGACCAUUGAUUCGCUAAGUCAUAUCUUCCACGAACACGCGGUGCCUGACGCUUUCAUGGCGGACGGGGGGAAGCAUUUUCGCAAUGACGCAGUGUCAGACUAUUGCGCCGCUAACAACGUCAAGCACAUUACGACACCGGCAUACUCACCGUGGGUCAAUGGCCUCAUCGAGGGAAGCAACAAGAUCUUGCUCAAGAUCUUGAAACGACUGUGCGCACCCGAUCACGAUGCAGACGAGGGGACGGUGGACCCAGGUGAUAUACCGAGGAACUGGCCAGAUCACUUCGACGAAGCGCUGAGCAUGAUGAACGACCGGAUCCUGAUUGCCCUCAAAGCCACACCGAGGGAGCUGCUAUUCGGACGACCCUUCACGCGGGACCAGGCCAUACCAGACCAGCUGAGUGAAACGACCGCAUCAGACGCGGACAUUCACUUCGCGAUAGCAGACAGCAUCCGCUGGACAGCACACCUCAGAUCGCUCCAACGGGCAGCACAACAGAAGUCCAGUUUCGAAGCAAACUCCAAAAUUGUCCACUUCAGGAUCGGCGACCUGGUGCAAUGGUACGAUUCGGAAGCGGACAACAACCGCCUCUCGGUGAACAAGCUAAAGCUGCGCUGGUCUGCGCCGGUGCAAAUCUACGCGCAGCACUUGAAUUCGUUCUCCCUCUGCAACCUAGAGGGCAAACCACUCGCCAAUCUACAAUUCGUUCAUUCGAGACGGCUACGACACUACAUCCCGCUACGUGAUUCUACCCUGGACCAGAAGCACCCGCGGGAUACGACAACGCCAGAUCCUACGACCCAGGACCUGGAGAUCGCCGCAGCGGAGGAACGGAUGGCGGAAGACGCGUGGAAGUCGAGUCUCUAAAACCAGUGGGCAGCUGGGGUUGCGUCGGGCGAGUAGGGCCGCAACUGCGGAGCCCAAUGCGUGGCGUUUCCAUUGACAAGACGGGGGGACAUGUCCGAGGACGGACAUCGCUUGAGGGGGGGCACCUGUGGCUGUGCCAGGAGUCUAGAGCUGGUCUUUCCUAGUUUAGACGGUACAUUAGUCAGACCACCGUUUUUCGGAGAAUACACCCACCUUCCCGACAUCUGCGGGCACCUGGCGUGGGUCCAAGUUCACACGCGCGUUCCAGAGGCGGCUCCA